Messenger RNA from Cannabis sativa, 2378 nucleotides. RefSeq lists its product as uncharacterized. The record is from RefSeq and is a predicted model, not a curated record. NCBI's taxonomy places the organism in Eukaryota, Viridiplantae, Streptophyta, Magnoliopsida, Rosales, Cannabaceae. Bases 50 to 1678 code for a protein of 542 amino acids. The transcript has 8 exons.
GGAGAGGUUUAGGUAUAGUGAUUUUAAGUUGGACGAAUACGCUGUUAAGAUGGCGGUGUUGUAUUUCGUUUCUAAUUGCUUGUUCACAAGCCCUAAUUCCAAGAAGGUUCCUAAUGAAAUACUCAAUAUUGUUGGGAUUGGUGAUUAUGAGAGUUUUCCUUGGGGAAAAUUAGUUUUUAAGAAAACUUUACACAACUUGAGGAUUGGUUUGAGGGGUGUACCUAAGAAAAAAAUAGGAAAAGAUAUUGGUUCUAAGCUUAUUGAUAAGCGUAAAGGGAAAGCGAAGGCUAUUGAUAAAGAAUCUUCGAGGACUUACAAGUUGCCUUGUUUUCCUUAUGCAUUUCUUGUUUGGAUUUACGAAACUAUUCCUCUUUGUCAGAAGGCUGGUUUUUGUGAAUAUGAUAGUGAUCCAGAAUAUAGGAUUUGUAGAUGGUUGAAUGUGGGUCUUCCUAAUAAUAGUGCUGUUGAGAGAAAAGUUUUUUCAUCUCCUAAGCUGAAAGGUGAAUAUAUAUUUCCUACAGAUGAAGAGAGAUCAAUGCUUAAUCUAUCUGGUCUUGAGUUUAUUGAGAAGGAAGAUUCAGAUGUUGAUGUUGAUCGAGUUGGUGCGAUUGGUUUACAAUCUUCUAUUUUAAAUGAGUUAAGGAGGGACGUUAAAAAAGUAAUUCAAAAGCAAUUACAUUUUGAUGGGUCUUUUGAGGGUUUUACAUCAGAUAUUAAGUGUAGAUUCAAGGAGUUGGAACUCAAUAUGAUUUCCCACAUAGAUUCUAAGAUUGAUGAAAGUUUGCAAUUUUACUUGGAUUUGAAAUUUAAUGACUUGAAAGAAAAGUUUGAUGAUUUAAAAGCUUCUCAGAGUGUCGUGGAUAUCCGUGAUGAUAGUGGUGGUGAUAGUGAUGAUGAAUCUGGUUUGAAAGAUGGUGUUAAUGUUGAUUUGGCAGUGAAGGAUGAUCUAGUUAUGAAAGAGGUUGAUGAUGUAGAUUUGGUUACUGAAAAUGUUAAAGAUUAUUCUAUUGAUCCUGUUUUAAAUCUUGCUGAAAGUGGUGGUGUGUUGGUUAAUGAGGGAGACACUGUUGUAGAGGGUGAAGGUUUACAAAAUGUUGGAGAUGGUGGUUUGGUUAAAGAAGGACACACUGCUUUACUGGGUGAUAAUGAUGAUGUUCCAAGUUUUGAUAUAAUGGGUUUUCUUUCAUCUCAGCCCGAUGCUAAUGCUGAUAAAGAGAAGAGGAAAAAACAAGAUGAAGAUGAUCAUGCUAAGUUUAAAGAUUUAAAUAAGAAAUCAAAGGAUGAUGAAGAUGAUGGUGAUGACCAGGGUAUGGGUGGUGAUGCUGUUUCUUCUAUUGUCAAGGAAGUUAUAAAGGGAAUUAAUGAGGGUGAUGACAAAUCUAAAAAAGGUGGAUCAGUUACCAAGGAUGAUGUUGGUGGUGAAGCAAGAAAAGAUAUGGUUGAUUCAUCUGCAAUUGAUGUUGUUGUGGCUGGUGUCAUUGGAUCUCCUAAGUUGUUUGAUAGUCAAGGUACAGAAGAUAGUAUUACUUUGUCAGCCAUGGAGAUCAUUAAUGAAAAAAUUGAAACUAUUGAAGGAAGCCUCAAAAAGGUACGUAUAAUGUUAAUGGAAUUAACAGUUGGUCAAAGUGUUUCUUUUUUUGUUUGUAUAUUGGUUUGUUUAUUAUUGUUUAUGUAUUAAUCUGUUUCAUUUUGUUUCUAGGAAAAGAAUUUAGAAGCUAAUUCUUAUGAGUUUGCAAAGAGGGUUCCCAAUAUUGGAUCUGCAUUGAGGAGUCCAUUUACAUCUGAUUUUGGUUCUAUUGGGAGUAGUAGUAAACCAAAGGGAGAACAAUCUAAGUUGCUUGCUUUUUCUUCAGUUGCACUUGACCGUAUUGAUGAUCUUCAGUCUAAACUUUUUGAGCAGUGGUUUAAGGUCGGUUUCAAUGAUAGGAACAAGAUUAAAAAGUUUAAAGAACGUGAUAGGAAAUUGAAAGUCCCGUUGGAUUUUGCAAUUAUGAAGAUUGAUGAUAAGAUGUGGUUUUAUGAUUUGCUGACUCCUGGAAGAAAUUUGUCAUGCUCGGUUAGUCCAUUUAUUUUUUUUAUUUUUAUGUUUGAUUUUAAAUGGGUUUUUACAUUAUAUUUGAUUUUUUAUGAAUUUAUUUUGACUUUUUUUUUUCUAAUGCUGCAUUUGGAUGUUUGUUUUUACUACUUGAGAAAGGAGAUAAAGUACAAUGAGAGUGUAAACUCUUUUGUUAAUACCACUGAUUGUUUCUUUGCUGCCUAGAUUUUUGAGAUGUAUAAUGAGUUUGUUAAGAAUGAUUGUGACAUUGAAUCUGUUAAGAAGGACAGCAAAGCUUCUGCAUACGUAGCUGGUUUUGGUAUGUAUUGCAGUAGAAAAUGGA